This is a messenger RNA of Diatraea saccharalis (sugarcane borer), 1030 nucleotides long. The record is from the annotation of a GenBank genome assembly. Lineage: Eukaryota; Metazoa; Arthropoda; Insecta; Lepidoptera; Crambidae.
AUAUUGAAGUAUUUAUCCCUGGGUAGCAUAAUGCUAGCACUAAGACUUAUUAAAUUGCUCAAGCAAAAUCAAUUGAAAUCUGCAACACGGACCUUACCAUCUAUCACAUUUCAACAACAAAGGCAUAAAAAUGAUCUUUAUGAACCUGACUAUCUUAUUAGUAUGGAACCUGAUGAACCAGUUUAUGAUUGCUUGAAUCUACAGUUAAAAGGCUAUGAUUUUCCUGUAUUAGAAGCUUACCAAAGCCAAAUUCAUAGAUAUGCAGAGAUUAUGGGUAUACAAGUUGAAGAAUGUUGGGCUACACCAGCAAAGCAACUAAAGAUACAGAGAUUCAAGCCAGGAAGUACAGUUGUUGAUGCAGAAUAUCUUCUUGAUGUAUAUGAAAGAAAUGUUCAGGUGACAGAUGUACCAGCGUGGGCAUUAGGUACAUUAUUGCGAGUAGCGCGUGCUUGCUUGCCGCAGGGCUGCACACUGAAUGUACACGAGCAUCAACCAGAACACGAGGAGAUGCGCUACGUACCAGACAACCAGCUCAAAGAACUAGAGCAGCAGCUUCAAGAUAUGGGUGGCAGUAGAGCUGAGAGGAGGAAGAGAAAAUAAAGUGCUCUUAUAUUUUGUUACUUAACUAGGUAGAGAUUAUUCGGACAUAGUAACGCCAUGUCAUUUAAAGAGUAAAGAGUCCUAAUUUUUGAAAAAUAAAAAAAUUGUUGCACAAUUAUGUUUCUAUUUUAUUAUUAUUUAAGUGGUGUAACCGUCUAACUCUAGCCAUAGCUUACUUAAUCGUUUUUUAUCGAUCGUACGUCGUUACUAAAAUACAUUUCAAAGUAGUAAAAGGAAUCGAAAUAUCGGCAUAACAUCUAUAAGAUGUCGUAUCCUAUAGCUAGAAUCAUGGCUAGAUAGUUAGGCGGUAGCGCCCCUCGCCGUUUGUAAUGUGUUAGUCUGACCGUAGCCUGUUUGCGUUCGUGUAAUAACUAUAGGUAUAAUAAUUAUGCUGAAGUGUCAUAAAAUAAAUAAAUCCUAUUACAUUGUU